AUGGGCCGUUGGCCGUGUGAUGAGGAGGACUCCCGCAGGGCUCAUCCUAGUGGCUGUGCGGGUGGAGAAAAAAAUUGUGUGGAGGUGAUGAAAGGAGAAGUGAAUGGAGGAGAGGAAGAGUGGAUUUGGGAAAGAUCUAGGCCAGAGGAGAGGAGGAGGUUAACGGCGGGGGUGAUAGGGUCUGCUAAAGGAGAAGAAAAAAAGGGUAUUUUGCUGCCACAGGAGGUGGAGGAUGCGAGUAAGGGAUUGCCACCUGAAGGGAAAAUGGUGACGGGGAUGGUGGAUGAAGGGAGAAUUCUUGCAAUCAAGAGAAACAACAAGAACCCUAACUGCGUAGAGGAAGGUGGAUGGUGCGACGGUGUGGUGGAUGGCAUGGCGGUAGACAAUGAUGCAGCACUGACCGUUGACCGAAAGAGUGAAAGAGAGGGAGCGGUUAUAGAGUGA
Sphenostylis stenocarpa is the source of this 444-nucleotide messenger RNA. NCBI's taxonomy places the organism in Eukaryota, Viridiplantae, Streptophyta, Magnoliopsida, Fabales, Fabaceae. The record is from the annotation of a GenBank genome assembly.